GCUGGAAGAGUGGAAGGAGAGAGGUUGGCUGCGAGAUUGGCGGGACGAGGAGAACUUGACGUUGUAUGCUAACCCCAUUACAGAUUCCUUCCUGGGUAAGCUAAGUUUAAAUAAAAAUAGAGGGUAAAAAGGAGGCAGGACAUUAACCCUCCCCUAGAAACUAUGCAUGGCAAAAAUAGAAAAGGGAAAAGAAAAAGGCACAUGUACAUGUACUAACAAGAGAUGGAUAGAGUUCCAUACACUGACACCACUUAUAUUUUUUCCAAAGUUGUAUAUCAGCCCAAAAAGUUAAACAUGUUUAUUAAAAGUUAAAUUUAGCAGUGAAAAUAUCGAAGGUAGCCCAUAAGGCGUGUGCUAUUGGGGGAAUUUUGUUUGUGUUGAUAGACUAUAUGUGUGGUAUGCACUAAUCCUAAUCCUCAUCCUAAAGCCGCGGCUGUGGACGGCUCCCGGUAUGAAGGGGUAAAUUAAAACUUGUUUCAGCUUGUUGGGAUCUUGGUGAGUGCAGUUCAUUAUUCAGCUUGAAGUCUUUCAAUGCACAUGCACAAGCCUUAGAGAAGAUCGUUAUGCCUGACUGCUUCAAUGUAUUCUUGCUAAAAGAUGGGUUGCUGUGGGCAUCAGUAAAUAGUAUGGUUACGUCACACAAAUCACGGGUGAGCAGUUGUAAUGAAAACGUUAAUCUGCAAGAAAGAUGUCAUCAUUACGUUACUGAAGUACGAAAUACCACUUGGAGAUGCCCUGAUUCGUGCAAUUGACGUGGAAUACGAGGACGCAGUCAAAGCAAUAUGUCAAUACUUGUCAACAAACGAGGAUAUCUGCAGAGAGGUUCUGGCUGCUUCCUGUGAUAACGAUGAUUUCCAUCCUGCUCUGACGCCUUUGGUGUUGGCUGCACAGAAGAACAGCUACAACAUUGUCAUGCUGCUCUUGGAUCUUGGAGCCGAGAUCCACGAGCCCACGAUAUCCCUGGGCGGCGAGGUGACCCUGACUCAGGCCAUAUCCACCCUGCACCUCUACCGCGCCCUCUCCCAGCCUGCCUACAUCCUGGCCACCCAGACGGACGUGUUCGGCUAUGCCUUCGCCAUGACGGCCAAACUCCAGUCUCUGAGCCUUGCCUGGACGGACUUUGGGGAAGAGCUGCAGCAAAUGGCCCGGCGUGUCGAAGUCUUUGCCGGAGUGAUGCUGGGGAAGUUGGCCUCGAGCGGAGAGAUCUUAUCAGUGUUUGGAUACCACAACACCGACAAGUAUAGAGAUAACACCGGAAAACAGCAUCAGUUGUCUAAGAUGUUCGAGGCAAUUGCGUACCAGCAGAAAGAGUUUGUAGCACAUCCUCAUUCCCAGAAGGCUAUCAUCACGCAGUUCUACAAGAACCUGCUGAGUUGGAACGAGCAGGGGUUUCUGUACCAGUUACUCCUGAUGCUUAUUGGUCUCCUGGGCUAUCCCAUCAUUUGCUUGCUCUACAUCUUAUUUCCCGCCCGCAAAGUUGUGAGAUUUGCCAGGCUACCUUACGUCAUGCUACUGAUGAACACAGGGUCAACCUUCACCUUCCUUGCUCUUAUCAUAGCGGCCACUGUGGUUAGUGAGACCAAAUACCCCCAAAGUGCAAGUGCACUGUAUGCACUCAUCUUCAUUUGGGUAAUCGGUCUGGCAUGGAGGCACAUAAAGAAAAUAAUGAUGCAUGGAUUCGAGGAGUAUCUAGCCGGAAGUGGUCACAUUCUGGAAGCGAUCAUCAUAGCCUGUUACGUCACUGUGUUCUUCAUUCAAUGGAACGGCCAAGUCAAUAUAAUAUCGAACGUGAUAAUACGUCGGUCCAGCGGCGAUUUCACCAGCUACUCGGAUGUGCAGGACCGCGUUGAGUCGGUCCUGUCCAGCUUUGAAGAAAGGCUCAAUACCAGCGUCGUAGAGGGAGUCGGUAGCGUCCUGACCCGUGUGCUGUCCAACUGUAGCCCCGUGUUUGCCGCCGAGGCGGGCCCGCCGGCCGACGACGGGCCAUCCCUACCAGGUUUCCUGCAAGAGACCAUCAGCUACGACCAAUUCGAGCCCGUCGUUGUGUCGCAUGCGUUGUUUGCCGUCACCGUGGUCCUUGCCUUCCUCCGUCUGAUGAAUCUUCUAUUGAUCAUUGACUCAGUCGGCCCACUGCGCAUCUCUCUGGGCGCCAUGAGGCAAGAUAUCGUCAAGUUCUGCGUCUUGUUUGUGGUUAUCUGGCUUGCUUUUGCCAUUGGUCUAUAUACCAACUAUUAUUCCGCUGGUCAGUCAGUACUCCGAGAAUGUUUCGAGGGAGGCGGCACUGCGGACGAUUGCUCCUUCUUGACCGGAUUUGAAACAUUCCUCGAUGCAAUCUCGAGCCUGUACUGGUCGCUCUUUGGAAUGAUUGAAUUGGAUGUUCUGAUGCUCUCAAGUAAACAUUCUGUGGCUGAGGUUGUUGGCACGUUCAUGUUCGUCAUGUACCACAUCAUGGUCGUGCUUGUCAUGUUGAACGCCCUCAUUGGCAUGUUGUCAAACACGUACAAUAUCACUGAGGAAAAUGCCGAUACGGAGUGGAAGUUUCACCGUACCGCUGUCUGGGCCUCCUACCUGCGCCCAGUAGGGACUCUCCCACCUCCCUUCAACCUCAUCCCGUCCGUGAAAAGCCUUAUCCGCUUAUGUCGGUAUAUUUUAGGGAUAUGGCUGAAAUGCGCCAAACGGAAAUCAGUCAAUCGGAGAGAACGGUACUCCAAAAAAGAAUUUGCUGCUUACGUGCGAGUGUUGAAACUGACACGUGACCGGUACGUUCAAGACCAUCUGUCCGCGACCUCGAGCAACUCGGAGGAGGUUCGACCACGUGAUAUACAAGCAUUGAGGAAUGACGUCAUGACAUUCAGGUUCUAUACGCAAGACCGUCUUGAAUCUCUGAACAAAAUGCUUGAUCUGUCGAACUUAAAGUCGUCAGACCUGAGUCACAAGCUGGAGGACCUUGACCCACUAAGUGACAAGAGCUCAGAGGUAGUUCAGCAGGCUGUUGAACUGAAGGACAACUGUGCCCAACUCAUACAGGCGAGCGACAACCUAAUGGAGGAGCAGGCGGGAGAGAUUGUCUCCAGAGAUGAGGAAGCUGCGGAGCUGCGCGCCAAGAUAGCCACUCUCCAGGCAGAAGCUCAGCAGCUUGUAGUCGACCACGCCGCCGAGUUGGCGGUGCGGGAACGCCAAAGGUCCCAGCUGACCGGCAUCAUCAGGAAGCUGGAAGAGGAAAAGGCUAAGCUGGCGGACGACUGCCAGACGCUGCGACGAGACAAGGCCGAGCUGAUCAACACGGUGGGCAUGUUAUUGGAGGAGACAGACAAACUCAAGCUUGAGAUACCAGAACCUACCGAGGAGCAGCCCGAGGAGCAGCCCGAGGAACCAGAGCAGGAACAACCACAGCGGGUUGGAUUUAUCCGAAGAAUUGUUCAAAUGGUCGAAAAGAAAAUAAAUGAAACCAUGGGUGAUGCGUCAGAAGACGGUGUGGCAAAAGAAACAGAGACAGCUUCCAUAUCAGAAGACGACACUUUAUCAACGGAGAAGAAAAUGGGUGAGGGGCUGAGGUCUGAAACGGGCGAGGAGCAACAAGCAGUGGGAAAACAGGAAGAUUGGACCGAAUCAGGAAGAAAGAAGGCAGAGAAGUCAGGGGAAGUGUCCAAAAUACUGCCUCCAUCGCCAUCAGUUACGACAGCCGACCCACCAAUGAAAGAGUCACUUGAUACACAAGACACAACAUAUCAAAAGUCAAUUCCAACUCGGGAACUAAAAUCUAAACCCGAACAAAUGCCCUUCGGACCAAACGAAGAGCAGGCACUGGACCAAUGCAGUGAGACAAUAUUAGGAACGGCUCAAGACAUACAAGAACAGCCAGGAAGCGUAGGGCGAGAGUCACAGGCUGAAAGGGAUCACAAAUCAGUCCUUGGAACUGAAGAAAAUACCAAAUUCUCCGAGGAAACCUCCACACUACCUGAUGCAGACACUAUACCCAAGCAGCCCGAUAUCCCAGAAGAGCAGUCUGAAUCGCUGGCUGGUGUAGAGGUCAGUACAGAUCUCAAGGAAACGCCUCUAGAACCAAAGGAUCUACCGACAGAAGUUGAGGAGAUGAAGACAGAAGAAACAGUGGAAGAAGUGGAGUUGGCCCCUGUAAAAGAAGAAAAAGAAACACCGUCAUAUUCAGAUCCCACAGGGGUCGGGAUACCCAAACGGAAGUUGGAGUCAACCCAAGAAUCCGGGAUGGAUAUAGAUGCCAAGACAUCCAAGAAAGGGACUAAACCGAAGCGGUUUGCCGAAAGAUCCAGAGAAGAAGACUCAUCGUUUGAAGAGAUAUCGUUGCCACCAUCUCUGGACUCCUACUCUGAAAAAGACGAUGCAGAAUCCCGGGAAACCUUACUAGACCCUCACCAAAAACCCCACAGGGAGUCGAUGUCAGAGCCUGACAUCACGCCAGCCGAAGAACAAGACUUGUCACCAGACCCCAACGCCCUUUAUCAUCAGUUCAUAAGAACUCAACAGAAGGCGAAGUCAACUCAAGAACCAGGGUGGGACGUGGAUUCCAAGACACCUGAGAGAGGAAGUGAACCCAAGCAGAUUGUCGGCGCAUUGGCAAGAGAAUCAGGGUCUCCUUUCGAGGAGAUAGAUAUGCCGCCACCACCACCAGUCGACGAACCAAAAGUAAGUGAAGGAACUGACAAGAAGAGGGCUUUGGAGUCUACGCAGAAUUCGGAUUUGACGAAAGAACCGCAACAAGAACUAGAAGAACUGGGAGGGGAGCCCGAUGUGAUAUAUAAAUCAGAAGAACUUGAUUCUGAAGAAAAACCGGUGAUCUGGCAAUUAUAAGUAACCAUUGAAAUACAUGUCUGCUUUCUAACGCAUAUACAUGCACUGUACAUAUCACUUGUACAAGAGAAUAUACAUGUCAUUACGUCAAAAGAAUUUUGUAAUGCACACACCAACUUCUUGGUGUGUGCGUACUCAGAUGAAAAACAUCAUACUGCAUGGGAAAGCGUGUGAAUUAAAUUUUCAGACAUUCUUGAGGAGGGAGGAAGGCUUCUUAAGACUGUCUUCUCUCUGGACUUUUUCCAGUAAGCACACUGAUCUGAUGCGUAUUUUGUUCGUUCAAAAUAUCAUUCAAAUGACUUUUUACGUAAAUACAUGUACAUCGAUAUAUUUUGUUUCCUUGUAUACAUGCAAAUUAAUAACUUGUGAAAGGAAUUGAAACAAAAUUCUUUGUAGUCAUGAAAUUAUCCCUAAAUUUCUUAAUGAUAUAUAUACUCAGGUCUUUGGAUGUCAGCACCAACUGAUAGGGCGAAUGGGUAACUUUGGCAAAUAAGAAACUCAGGUAAAUUAAUAUACAUGUAUGUGCCUGACGUUACAAUACAUUAUGGUGCUCACCCCAGACAAUUUUAGACACUAUCCUCGGAAAAGAAAGCUAUGUGAGUGUUAACCGAGCAGAUGCCACGUGGGAUUGAUUCAGAAACUAAGAAGAAAAGAAAAAAGUCAAGCUGAGGACAAUUUGCAGUUUUCAUGAAACUGAGAAACCUCAUAGAACUCUGCCUUUCCCUUUGGGUUUUUUCUCAGCUUUGAGCUCAAUAAAGAUAUGUACAUGUACCUAGCUCAAAAUGAUGUUUUAUUUAAAGAUACUAUUCUAUUACGCAUGUUUUGGGGGAACUCGGGUCUUGAUUUAGUAGAUGUUUACUGCUUAUGUGAUCUCACGAAUCAUUGUGACUUCAGUUCUGAAUGAAAAAAUAAGGCUGUCAAAUGAAUUGUGAAAUAAUGCUGUUAUCUCCGAAAUUUCUGAGGACGGUAGUAAUAAAGUUGCACCAUAUUUUCUUCUCAUAUUCCAUUAAACAUUUAAUGUACUAUCACCCAGAGUAUGACAAUAGCUUUUCGAUAUUGAUCAAUUCAUGGAUAUAUGUAUGAUACUUUAUCAGUGCUUAUACGUCUAAUUUAAGCCAUGCUUGUGAAGUUUGAAGUAUAUUUACAGACUGAAGUUUGUUGCUUAGUUGCUAUGCAGACAUUUAAACAGUUACUUUAUGGUUUGGGGUUCAUAUAUCUUUGUUUUGGGCUAUUAAAAGUGAUAGGAUAGCGGAUACUAAGGGAUGAUCGAGUACAUAUAUCUAAAUAUUUUCUGUCUUUAACUGUUAUCCUCCAGUGAACAAAUAAUGAAAAUGGAACACAUUUGGGUUAGAAACUAUGUAGUCCUUUGUUUACAGAAUGACGAGGUACUAUAAUAAACUUCGUGUAUCUCAGUGGGCUUAA
Molecule: messenger RNA, 6249 nt
Organism: Acanthaster planci (crown-of-thorns starfish)
Lineage: Eukaryota; Metazoa; Echinodermata; Asteroidea; Valvatida; Acanthasteridae
Biological process (GO): calcium ion transmembrane transport; regulation of cytosolic calcium ion concentration
Cellular component (GO): cation channel complex; plasma membrane
Molecular function (GO): protein binding; inositol 1,4,5 trisphosphate binding; store-operated calcium channel activity
Source: RefSeq, a predicted model, not a curated record